Messenger RNA from Nomia melanderi (Alkali bee), 2223 nucleotides. RefSeq names its product myophilin. Lineage: Eukaryota; Metazoa; Arthropoda; Insecta; Hymenoptera; Halictidae. Gene Ontology annotation, cellular component: actin cytoskeleton. The record is from RefSeq and is a predicted model, not a curated record. Gene Ontology annotation, molecular function: actin filament binding. Gene Ontology annotation, biological process: actin filament organization; actomyosin structure organization.
GGCGGAGGGGAGGCCGGCAUAUAGCGUCGCGACGCACGGCGUCCGACUUAGUCUCUGGUCGGCGUCAUCGUUCAAAAGUCGCUGUCCCCUUCGCCGGAGUUAUUAGCCUGUGUCGCGCGGUGGUCGAGUCGAUCGGAUCGUCGGAAGACAGUCGAACAGGAUGCCGGCGCGCAACAAGGAACAGGAAACCGAGGUGAUGGCCUGGAUCGAGGCUGUCCUCGGCGAGAAGCUUCCGCCUGGCAACUACGAGGACAUACUGAAGGAUGGUGUCGUCCUGUGCAAACUCAUCAACAAACUCGCACCAGGAUCGGUGAAGAAGAUCCAGGAAAGAGGAACCAACUUCCAGCUGAUGGAAAAUAUUCAGAGAUUCCAAGCGGCCAUCAAGAACUACGGAGUCCCACAGGAAGAGAUCUUCCAGACGGCUGACCUCUUCGAGAGACGCAACAUCCCACAAGUUACACUGUGUCUUUAUGCUCUUGGCAGGAUUACGCAGAAACACCCUGAGUACAACGGGCCAGGCUUAGGACCGAAGAUGGCCGAAGAAAACAAGCGAACGUUCACCGAGGAUCAGCUUCGGGCGAGCGAGGGCCAACUGAAUUUGCAAAUGGGCUUCAAUAAAGGCGCCAGCCAAGCUGGCCACGGUGGAUUCGGUAACACUAGACACAUGUAAACAUUUCCCUCGACAACGACGGUCGUUCUAGGUAGACUGUGGAUUUUAUGCGUUCGAGGACCGCAAUGUAUUGUUUCUUCAAUAGAAUGAUUCUAAAGAACUACAGAAAAACUUGAGUGUCAUCAACACUAAAACUACCAGACGUGUCAAAUGACUGAUGUCUUCUUGUUGCAAUUAUUAUAACAAAUUUCUCUGAGAAAUUAUUAAAGAAACUCAUGUAGCAAAUUGAAUUGUAAAUCAAAGUCUGAACAGAUGCACUGAGUUUCUAUAAAAUUUCAAAAGUCAAUUGAACUGCUCGGUAGUUUUAGUGUCAAUCUUUACAGAGAAAUCUAUGUUCAGUGUUAACAGUAUCUCUAAUUACUGGUCCAUUGAUGAGUGAAUAAUUAGGGAAGAUUGGUCCGUCGAUUAAUCUAUAAUUGCACAGAGAUCCGCAGUCUAGUUGUUCAGCAAACUACUCAACACAGUAACUGUAAUAUUAUUGUAAAAUUAUUUAUUUCCUCUGUACGAGCAACUGCGAGAUUCUAUGUAUACACAGUACACGUUCACAUUGUCUACACUACUCACACACACAUACACUCAAGCACACGUACAGACACGUACAAUGAUCACACACGACUCGCACACUAUUAUAAUUACACUCGAAUAUUAUUUAUACAACCGAGCACCGAUGUCUCUCAAGGUAUGCUUAGAUACAAGAUGAAUCUUUCAACUCGCGUGACAUUUUAUAAUCAAUUGAGACAUCAGACAAACGCGAGGUGCCAACGAUGCAUUUGUCAUCUCGCAGAGAAUCUCGCGGUUCCUCUGAUCUUAACACUGCGUACCGCUAACGUUUUUAUAAAGACACUCAGCUAUUCAACUUCGCUAAUUGCAGCAUCGAAAAGAAUAUAAAAUCUCAUUCGAAUCGAUUGUCUAUUUAAAAUACAUUACAUAUCUGAGUUUCUCUAUGUAUAGCGACCCAAGUUGACCUCAGUGAAAAUUGCCAUCUUCAGUUCUCUGAAAAUUAGCCGGAACGCGUUAACGCUAAAACUAAGACGGCUCAAACGACCCAUGCCCGAUGUCUUCUUGCAAUUAUCAGAAAGGUAGCAAACGUUUCUCUGAGAAAUUAUCAAAGAAAUUCAUUCGGCACUGCGCAGAUUGAAUUGCAAAUCGAAGUCUGAACAGACGCGCUCUUGGAGUUCCUAUAAAAUUUUCAAAAGUCAAUUGAACCGCUCGGUAGUUUCAGCGUCGACUCUCCGCGGAACAGUUGCGAUUCUCUACGAUUCGGAAGAGCAACGAAUGGAAGGAAACGAGAGUAGAACAUUGCCAAAGCGAAGCGAGGAGAAUCGGUGGAAACGUGUCUCCUCGCUCAGCAAUUUCAAUAAGAAAAUAACGCAACGAUAUUCGCGAUCGUCGUGGAUAUUUAUUAGGACUAACGUGCGUUACAAAUAUAUUUUACUCUGUAUUCUGUAUCCCACGCGUUCGUGUUCGUCGCGAACGCAUCGAGUCCACCGUCUACCGGUCAACAUAUACAUAACUGUACGGAAUAAAGAGGCAGCGCUGCUAUUUUCUAUUAA